CCCCAAGGCGGGGUUGGGUCCUCCGGCUGGGAGGAACCAACCAUCCCGCCGUGCCGCGGGCCCCAAGGCGGAGUUGGGUCCUCCGGCUGGGAGGACCCGGGCCAUCCCGGCGUGCCGCGAGCCAAUGCGGGUUGAGUCCGCCGGCUGGGAGGACCGAGCCUUCCCGGCGUGCCGCGGGCCCGCUUUGAAUGGCGCAGCUUCAUGUGUGGAGAGUGGCGGCCGGUCGGGCCCGUUAGCGGCUGAUAGAGGCGAGGGGAAGCGGGGAGGAGGAGGAGGAGGGACUGAUUCUAUGCGCUCGCAAUCCCACUGAAAUGCUGUAAAAUGUUCAGGAUUGCAAGUGAUUAUGGCAUCUAGACAUCAAGAUGUCAGGCAAGGUGUAUUGUUAUUUGGUGUGGAGGAUGAAUGCUUCGAAAAAAGGCAACUUGGUAAAAGGAUGCAUCCUGAUUGCAAUGAGACUAUGAAAAAGGUUCGAAUCUCGGAAUGUAAAGAGGUGAAUCCUGAAAUUAAAAGAUCAUCUACUGGACAAACGGAGAAAACAUUGCACAGAACAUCCAAAGCGACGUGCUAUAAAAAGAAGAGUAGACAUCGAGUCCAAAGUAACGUGAGCAACGGAAAGCAGCAUCCAAGCUUGCUGGACUGUGAAAUGGCAAAUAAAGAAAACGAAGUAGUCUGUUCAGGAACUGUACCUAAAUUAAGCAAUGACAAUCGCAGCUCACUGUUGAACUCUAGUGAUUCUCCUGCUUCACAGACUGGUGCUUCUGUAACAUAUGCAGAUUAUUUUGCACAGAUUUCCAAGGAUCAUGCGACUAUGACACAAGUGCUAUUUGGUAGAAAUCUAAGACUCAAUGUUGCCCUGACAUUCUGGCAAAAAAGUGCAAGCGAGCUGGUAGCUUACCUGGUCAGGAUACAGGACAUUGCUGUUAUUGCAGAUUGCCUACCAGUGCUGACAAAGAGUCUGGAGGAAGAAAAACAAAGCAUCUCCAUAGGUUGUUGUGUUGACCUCUUACCAUUAGUGCAGGAGUUAUUGAGAAGCAGGUUUGAAGAAUAUUUGAUUGUUGGUUUAAACUGGCUCCGAGCUGUCCUUAAGCAAUGGUGGCCGGAGCUAUCCGCAAAUACAAAAAAUGAUGAAACUCAUGUAGAAGAUCGAAACAUUGAGGCUUUGAAAAAUCAGUUACGACAACUACGGGAUCAAGGCUUUCAUUUAUCUUCAGUUCCAGGGUAUACUGGAAAAGUAGCUAAGAGUGUAGGGACUUACCUGGAGCAGCUGUACUAAGUAUACGCAGUAUCCAGGGGACUUCAUUUUUCAAGUAGUAUCAGCAGUUGCAAGCUGCUUUAUGACACCAUAUAAACCUCUUGUUUGUUGAAAUGUUUGGGAGACCAGCACUGCAGAGAGUGGUCAACUGUAGGCUCAGCACUAGAUUGGUUGCGAAGAAUGUUCAAAAACCACUAUUGAACCCUAUGAAGCUACUUCACAUUGAAGUGGUUUAUUUGCCGAAAGGCAUAUACUCGACUCCGUGAGCUGUGACACUGUUUUGCGUUCCAGAUUCAUGUAGCCUAACUUGGACAGGAGAAGGUCUGUUUUUCAUUAUUGUCACACCAGUGCCAAUCAGCUGCCACUGAAAUGCUGCUUCAGUGCAUUUGGACACUAUGAAUGUAUUUUCUGUAUAUUUGAUUCAAGGUUGUGAAAUUUGCAUAUGACUGCAGCAGUAAGUUAUGAUUUCAAUAAAGAAAGCAUCAUAGUUGAGCAUGCAGCUGUACACUAAUGUCAGUAAGGUGACCUUAACAAAAUGUGCAUAGCACUGUAUUCUUUUAAUUGAAACAUUAAAGUAGACAUUUCCUGUGAGUUUGCACUUAAAUAAAACAUGCUAUGUCUUAA
Molecule: messenger RNA, 1876 nt
Organism: Carcharodon carcharias (great white shark)
Lineage: Eukaryota; Metazoa; Chordata; Chondrichthyes; Lamniformes; Lamnidae
Gene: katnbl1
Product: katanin p80 subunit B-like 1
Exons: 10
Coding region: 344-1273 (309 amino acids)
Cellular component (GO): nucleolus
Molecular function (GO): microtubule binding
Source: RefSeq, a predicted model, not a curated record